This is a messenger RNA of Tarenaya hassleriana, 1325 nucleotides long. RefSeq names its product ubiquitin carboxyl-terminal hydrolase 12-like. Gene Ontology annotation, molecular function: protein binding. The transcript is spliced from 6 exons. Lineage: Eukaryota; Viridiplantae; Streptophyta; Magnoliopsida; Brassicales; Cleomaceae. Bases 31 to 1221 code for a protein of 396 amino acids. The record is from RefSeq and is a predicted model, not a curated record.
AACAAAAUACUUGCGGGGUCCUUUUUGCAAAUGAAAAUCUUGCGGAUAGAAUUCAGAAUAUCGAUUUUUUCGGUACCGUAUGUGAUAUUUUUAAAACUUCAUAAAGCAAGGCGAGAUGUGUGUCUGUGCUUGUUCUUUUAUAGAAACACACACACACAUAUAUAUAUGUAUGCAUAUAUAGUCCCAUUUAAGCACGUCAAGCAUUGUGCAAUCAUUCAAAACGUUUGCAUCUCGCUGCAAUGUCACGGCCAGUACCCGUUGAAGAUUUCCAUACUGAAACUAGAUCAGCCUCUGCGUCUAAUUUCCUCCACAGAGAUGAUAAGAAGAUUCAAGAAAGCACACGCCAAUUCCCAUAUCCUCAAAGUGGACAACUUUUCUUUGCUCAAGAAGUACGAGGUUGAGGAAAUCGAAUCUUCUGUUCUCGCUUUUGGCGGUCACAAAUGGAAGCUCAUUCUUUACCCAAAUGGAAAUGAGAAUGACAAUGCAAAGGGUCACAUUUCUCUCUACUUGGAGAUACAAGAUUCCGAGUCUUUGCCAUUGAAUUGGGCAGUGAAGAUCCAAUUUGACAUUUUCAUCCUCAACCAAUUCCGACCGUUCUGGAAGAAUCGAUAUGGGUCUGUGGUUUUCGGUCCAUAUAAUACCAAGCAAGGCUUUGCAAGGCUGAUUUCUCUUUCUGAACUACAUAAUACUAGGCAAGGAUAUCUUGUGGAUGAUUGUGCUUUGUUUGGUGUGAAGCCAUAUGGGGUUCAAGGUGUUAAAGACGGAACAGCCGAAUGCUUUACCCUCGUCGAGAAACCGAUGAACAACAAAGUCACGUGGAAGAUGACAAAAUUCUUGGCUUUUGAUCGUUUCGCAAAGUAUAAGUCUCACGAGUUUGUAGUUGGAAAUCGAAAAUGGAGUAUAGAAGUUCAUCCACGAGGUUUUGAGGAAGGCAAGGGCAAUUCACUUUCCGUGUUUUUGAGGGGAGAAGGCUUUAUGGACAAUUCAGUACCAAAUGCUAAGACUUAUGCACGUUACAAGUUGCGAGUACUGGACCAAAUCAACGGGAACCAUGUCGAAGAUACAUGCUUGUAUUGGAUUCCUGUUGAUCCAAUUGGUUGUGGUUUCGUAACGUUGAUGCCCCUCAAAGCUCUUCAUGAUCCUUCAAAGGGUUAUUUGUUGGAUGACACACUCUAUGUGGGAGUUGAGCUCCAAGUUGUUUCUGUCUCAAAUUAUUGCUAAGCAACUGGGUAAUAACGAAGUUAUGUGAUAAACUCAAAAUGUUUAGUAUUUUGUAAUAUAUUAUAAAUGCAUGCCAUCGAUUGCUAAUCGUCUGUUUGUUCAAA